AUGCCUCAGCUCCGUCUUGGAAGAUCUAUGGGGGUUGGCGGUAGGCGGUUGGCUGGUCCCAUCGGAGAGGAUAUAGCCGAUGCUGGCAACCGAGAAUUUAGGGGGAACGCCAGAGGCGAGGAGGAGAGAAGGAAGGAGGGAGCAAAAUAUCUUUCCCCCCCCCUCCAUUUAUUUUUAAAUUAUUUUUGCACCAGAAAACAAUAAUAAUAAUUUCAUUCCUCUGGCGAGCCGGAGUGCCGACACCUCCGAGGGGGGGAGGGAGCCAGCAGGAGGCUUAACCCCCCCUCCCCCCCUACAAAUCCUUUCCCUCCUUCUCCCUCCUCUCUCGUGUUGCCCGGUGGAUUGGGGGAGAGGAAAAAAGGAAUACAUAAGAAAUAAUGCGAGGUCCGGCUAGAGCGCUAAUUAAAAAUGUAUUGUUAUUAUUAUCACCUUUUUAACGAUAUCUUACGGGAUAUAAUUACAGGGCAUAUAGUGAGGCUGGCAAAUAAUGUUUUUGUACCAAAAGGCAAGAGUAAAAAGUACUCGUACUGUACUCGUACAAAGUGAGGGGAUGGAACAGAAGGAAAAAAAAAAAAGGGGGGGAGAUCCGGCACAAACAAGAGGCGAGGGAGAAUGGAAAUUUUUAGGAGUAAAACAUCCCCGAGCUCAGUAGUAAUACCGUGUCGUUGUGUUAUGCGGAAACAAUUUUUCGGACCCAGAUAUCACCAGGGAGAGGGAGAGGGAGAGGCAGAGGGAGAAAGCAUAGUUUACCGGUAGUAGCAAUAAGCAGGUAACAGGGAGUUCAGUAGCACGACUUAGGUGGGUGCAGGAUAUUUACGGAGGCUGUGAUAGUUAC
Molecule: messenger RNA, 835 nt
Organism: Tuber melanosporum (Perigord truffle)
Lineage: Eukaryota; Fungi; Ascomycota; Pezizomycetes; Pezizales; Tuberaceae
Exons: 1
Coding region: 1-204 (67 amino acids)
Source: RefSeq, a predicted model, not a curated record